Messenger RNA from Phytophthora nicotianae INRA-310, 2997 nucleotides. RefSeq lists its product as hypothetical. The coding region runs from base 1 to 2940 and encodes 979 amino acids. The transcript has 2 exons. NCBI's taxonomy places the organism in Eukaryota, Oomycota, Peronosporomycetes, Peronosporales, Peronosporaceae. The record is from RefSeq and is a predicted model, not a curated record.
AUGGUGAAUAAGUUCAAGCGGUUUUUCAAGGCACUUGGUGGCAAGCAUUCGAGUUCGUCUUCUAGCUCGUCGAAUCAAUCUACUGGAUCAUUGGCAGCAGUUAACACUCAGCAAUUCGUUAGCGGUCCCUACGGAUCCUCUUCCUCAGUAGCUUUCCAUGCGUCGACGUCCAGGAACUUAAGCACAGCAGAGUUAGAAGCGCGCCUCGAAACGUCCGGGUCUCUCACGGGUACAACGCCUUCCAAUCCACCCUUGGUCGUGAUCGAUGACUAUAUGAAAGACGGCAACAUCGACUGGACUGCGCUCCUCGCUAAGAUCCCCAAACUCGUUGCUGAAUGCACCACUUGUUCCGGACCAGCGACUACCAGUCCACCGACGAAGCGGAAUGGCAAUAACGGAGUAGCAACUUUUGCUGAUCUCCUUGCGCUGCUACAACAAAUGGCCGGUCGAGAGAAUCAACAGCGCGUGAAGCAGUUUUACGCGGGGAAUGAUCCAGUCUACAUUGGAAACGCCUCACCAAGCUGGAAUCAACGUCGAAAGCUGUUCCGACAGUGUCGCCGUGGACUUUUAAUCUGUUGGAAGUUUCUAGUUGCCCAACUAAACGACGAAAAAUCCUCGCUACCAACGGAGACACGCAACUUGUACUUUCAACUUAUCGGGAUCAUCAUGGAACGCGUGGAAUUUCACCUACCGGUCAGCAAUUCCGAGACCGAAGUGUCUGCCAACAGUAGAACCAAGACUCCCAAGAAUUCCGGUAACGUGAGUGGUGCUGGCAUGGGCUGGCUCGCCUAUUCACCCACUGCGACAUUGAACGGGAUGGAUUUCAACGACGAUAUCGCUACCUCUGGACCGAAUUUGAUGGUUAACACUGAGAAUGUCACCCCCAAUGGUGCAAAUAACCGUGGAAAUAUGGACGACGCCACCGACGGUGAACGAGACUUGUACUUGUACAGGUGUCUGCUGAUCGCCACAUUCAAGUACGCGAUCGAGAACCUCGAGUCUGCGCGGCAGAAGCACCGUCCGUACAUUUCUCUAGUGGAAACACGGUUCUUUGCUCGAGUGUUUGCGGUGUGCUUCUUCCGCGUGCCAGUGCUGCAGAACGCGAUGCUUGAGCAGAUAUUCGGUGCUUAUCGUGAGAAGGAGUGGAUCCAUCUACAAGCUCACGAUUCUCGUGUGGAAGAUCUGACUGAGGAGGGGUCCAGUGCUCCACCAACUGAAGCUCGACAGCCGCGACGUGCUUCAGCUUCUCGACCGUGGAAUGGGAACACCUUUGCCGGUUCUCUAGUACGCUGGACAGACUACGAUGGCUACAUCUUGAGUGAAGAAGGCAAUGGGAACGGCACCAGCACGGCCAAAGUAACCAGUCGCUACAACAGCAAACAGUCGGCUCUACGUAGCGAUGAAGAAGCCUUUGUACGUCAAAACCCGACGCUGUUCAAAUGGACCCGCUUCUCGCCGUACUUGGGGCCAUAUCCGGACGCUGACAUUUUCCGUAUGACCGAUAAAACACGCAAUUGCUGGCUGCACAAACUAAGCCACGACGGCGAGUUCUUUUCCAAGUUCAUGGGGUUUGUCUGUCUCCACGCAGCCAACACAGCGCUGGGGAGUGACGUCGUGUGGACGUGUUUACCGGGUUACACUUUGUUGAUACGAGUGUCACUACUGUUGCUGAAAGAGGCUUGUUGGGCCAAGUGGCUGUACGUCCGUGACACGUCUGGUCCAUUGCCGUCCUCGUCCAUGGAAAUCGAGCCAGGAAGUCAAGACGAAGACCGUCUGCCAUUCGAACUUGAGUCCAUUCGAGCGAUUCGAACUGUACUGGACAACGUCGUGCAGCUACUGAGGAACAACCAGCUAUUGGAGAGUUGUGUGUUGGCCAUGUACGAGUGCACUAACGUCCUUCACGCCCGCAGCGUCGAAGUGUGUUUAACGCGUUUUGAAGAAUGGUUCAGCGCCACCGCGAUGCUCACGGAGAUUGGUGGUACCGACAAACGUCGAGGCAGCGGGAUGAUGGUGUAUCGCUUGCCUCCAGGCUUCAGAGGUCAGACUUUCGCGACGGGUAUGCGCUUCAUGUUGUCCAGUGAGAACUGCGAGAUCCUCAGCAGCACGUUGCUGUUCCUGUACCAUCGAAUGGACUACUUUGAAGGCGACUUACGCCAGAGCGUCCUCAAGGCGCUGGUGCAGCGCCACAUGACCUUCUUCUUGCACUGGAACGCCGAAGUCCGCACGAAAUACCAUCACCUACUGGUCUAUCGCGUCGUGCGAGCCAACCGGUUUGUCCUGGACUCGCCUAUUGAUCACCUGCUCAUCGGACGCUGCGCUAUCUCGUCUCUCGAGCUCAGUCGAGCGCACGACAAUGAAUACGACGAAGAAGAGGGAUACAGUCGCCACAAUAGCAAGGAGAACCGCUUCAACGAUGCAGUGCAGCACCCGUGCAACCCGACCAUGACGGCUGCAGACAUCACUGUUCUUCGUACGGAGCAAGCGCUAUGGCGCGCGUUUGACGCCUGUCUGGCCGUCAUCAUCGCGCAGGAGCGACGAUACGCUCGUGAGGGCAACCGCAAGUUCCAGAAUGAGCAACUGGCUGCUCGGAGUCGCGCUCUGGCGUUCCGAACAUUAAAACGCCACACUACUGAAGACUCGAACGCAGCAGCGACGACCAGUGUGAACGAGGGGCUGCCAGGAGGCAAACCAUGUCAUGAAGUGGAGCUGCUGGACGAAGAACUGCGUCGAGAACCUCCGUACUACUUGCGCUACUUACCUGGAGACGAGCUGGCCAUGCUGGAUGAACUGCGUCGUCUCGCCAGCUCCGUGAGGUAUCCGCAUUACUACCAAGUGUACGCGGCACACUCGCUUCGCUGCUAUUCAGAUCUGCUCAAGCAAUACUACCGCGAACUCGACAGUAAUGGCAGUGUGGAACCCCCUCCGCUGGGCUUCUUCUGAGUCUAAAAUGUGUGGUCGUUGGUCGAUAACUUUGAUUAAUUCAUUCAUCUGUUGGCG